AUGAUCUAUGUAUUUUUAUGUGGUUUUCUACUACUACCAACAAAUGUGAAAGGCUUUAAUUUUGGUUUUCCUUCAAAAAGUUUUAUGAAAAUGCCCGAGGAUCUGCAAGUAGAUCCCGAUGGUUAUUUUGAUAUUAUAGAAAAACCUGAACAAUUUAUACAGAUAGAUAAGCAAAUUGCUCCCAAUACUAAAGGAAACGUAGCUGGCAAAUCACCUGCCCAUGUUCAACAUUUGCUUGAAUUGGCGGCUGCAGAAGCCGACAAAGAAGCUUCGUUUUCCUCUAAAAAGGCACGCAAAAAAUCACAAAAUCAUUUGCCAGCCUUUAUGUUCAAUAGCGAUGUCUCAAAAAUACAAUCUAAUGCCAAGAAUAUUGAACAUGAUACACAUCACAAUUUCUUUUAUGAACGCAACAUCAUAGUGGAACCCAGCGUGCCACCAGAGAAACUUCUAACGGAGAAAAAAGAUAAAGGUGAUGACUCGCAAGGCAUACCCAAAGAGAAACUAAGACAAAUGACAUUGAAAAGGCGUUUGUUUAAGCAGCUCAAGGGUCGUAAGGUGCGUGGACCCAAGAGACACAAGAAGCGUAGUAAUGCGCAAAAACACAAGAAGACAAAAUUGCAAAACAGUGCUCCCCUACUAAUGCAGCAUAAUGAUUUAAUCCUGGAUGACAGCACACAAAAUGAUGUUAUAAAUCGUCCAAAACGUGCUGUAACCGCUAAAAAAGAAAGAAUCUGGGAUUAUGGUGUUAUACCCUAUGAAAUUGAUCAUAUUUUUAGUGGAGCACACAAGGCACUCUUCAAGCAGGCCAUGAGACAUUGGGAAAAUUUUACUUGUAUUAAGUUUGUGGAAAGAGAUCCCAAAGUGCAUCCAAAUUAUAUAUAUUUUACCAUUAAAAAUUGUGGCUGCUGUUCUUUUGUGGGUAAACGUGGCAAUGGCCGCCAAGCUAUUUCUAUAGGACGUAAUUGUGAAAAAUUUGGCAUUGUGGUGCAUGAACUGGGUCAUGUGGUGGGCUUUUGGCAUGAACACACACGCACAGAUCGUGAUCAACAUAUUAUCAUUAAUAAGGCGAAUAUAAUGAAGGGUCAGGAAUAUAAUUUUGAUGUUUUAUCACCCGAAGAUGUGGAUUCAUUGGGUUUACCCUAUGAUUACAAUUCGAUAAUGCACUAUGCUCGCAAUACUUUUUCGAAAAGUGUUUAUCUCGAUACUAUACAACCUUUGGGUGUGCGUGAACAUGAAAAGAUAGAAAUUGGCCAACGUAUUAAGUUGAGUAAGGGUGAUAUAGCUCAGGCCAAUUUACUGUAUAAAUGUGCCACUUGUGGCCGCACUUUUCAACAGAAUGCGGGUCAAAUUGUUGCACCUCAUUAUAGUUAUAAGGGAGGCAGUGGUAAUGAUCUAAAUGAUGAGGUCGAGGGUAGUGGCAGUGAUGGUGAUUAUGAUUUUAAUGGAGAUUUCGAUAAAUCUUUGGAAUCUUGUGAAUGGCGUAUAACGGCUACGAAUGGUGAGAGGAUUAUAUUGCAGUUGCAUCAAGUGAACCUCUUCCUUUCCCCCGACUGUACCGAUGAUUAUGUGGAAAUACGUGAUGGUUAUUGGCAUAAAUCACCCGUUAUACAACGUUUAUGUGGGAAUCAUACAUCUGUAACUAUAAAAAGUGACUCCAGUCGUAUGCUGAUUAGUUAUGUUAAUCGGCGUAGUAUUAAAGGUUUUCGCGGUUUUAUAGCUGAUUUUGAGGUGGUCUGUGGUGGUGAUAUAUUUCUAACCGAAGAUCGGCGCAUAGACUCACCCAACUAUCCUCUAGAGUACUUUCCCGAUAAAGAGUGUAUUUGGCGUAUAACCGUACCCGAUAAUCAUCAAGUGGCCUUAAAGUUUCAAUCAUUUGAAUUGGAAAAUCAUGAUAAUUGUAUUUACGAUUAUGUAGAGAUAAGAGAUGGCAAUAGUUCCGAGUCCAAAUUAAUAGGAAUAUUUUGUGGCUACAAAUUGCCACCAAAUAUAAAAACCAAUAGCAAUCAAAUGUAUUUGAAAUUUGUAUCGGAUGGCUCAGUGCAAAAAGUUGGCUUUUCAGCUGUAUUCAUGAAGGAAGUCGAUGAAUGUAAAUUUGCCAAUCAUGGCUGUGAACACGAAUGUAUAAAUACUUUGGGGAGCUAUCAGUGUGGUUGUUUUGCCGGCUAUGAAUUGCAGCCAAAUGGCAGAACAUGUGAAGAUGCUUGUGGUGGUAUCAUCGAUGCCAGUGUGGGCAGUGGUAUGGUUAACUCACCCUCUUGGCCAGAUGUCUAUCCCAUUUCUAAGGAAUGCAUUUGGGAAAUUGUGGCUCCCGCUAAUCAUGCAGUUUUUCUAAAUUUUACUGCCUUCGAUUUGGAGGGCACUAAGUUCCAAUAUACCGAAUGUAAUUAUGAUUAUUUGGUGAUUUAUUCAAAGUUGCGGGAUAAUAGAUUGAAGAAAAUUGGUGUUUAUUGUGGUCAUGAAAUACCUCCUAUUAUUAAUUCGGAACAGAGUAUUUUACGUUUGGAAUUCUUUUCGGAUAAAUCGGUACAGCAUACAGGAUUCUCGGCGAAAUUUGAAAUAGAUACCGACGAGUGCAGCAUCAACAAUGGGGGCUGUCAACAUCAUUGUCGCAAUACUUUCGGUUCGUACAUUUGUAGUUGUCGUAACGGUUAUAGCCUACAUGAAAAUCGUCAUAAUUGUACCGAAACCAAGUGUAAAUUUGAAAUAACCAAUCCUUACGGGGUAAUCUCCAGUCCCAGAUAUCCAGAGGAUUAUCCUCGUAAUAUCUAUUGUUAUUGGCAUUUUCAUACCGUCUUGGGUCAUCGGGUCCAAUUGACAUUCCAUGAAUUUCAAUUGGAAAAUCAUCAAGAAUGUAUAUAUGAUUUUGUGGCCAUACAUGAUGGUAAAUCGGAAAAUAGUUCGACCUUAGGUAUAUAUUGUGGAGGUAGGGAACCGUAUGCUGUGGUGGCUUCCUCCAAUGAUAUGUUUAUGGUUUUGAAAACGGAUGCAGGUUUACAGCGUAAAGGUUUCUUUGCCACCUAUUCAACGGAAUGUGGUGGCUAUUUAAGGGCCACAAAUCACUCUCAAAUAUUCUAUUCACAUCCGCGUUAUGGUUCAAGACCUUAUAAACGUAAUAUGUAUUGUAAUUGGCGCAUACAAUCGGAUCCGGAGAGUAGUGUUAAAAUUAAAUUUUUACACUUUGAAAUUGAAUAUUCAGAGAGAUGUGAUUAUGAUUCUUUGGAAAUAUCGGAGGAACAAAGUUUUCAGCGUAAUACCAAUCAUGGCAAAUACUGUGGCAAUAGGAAACCUCCUGUUAUAGUGUCCUAUUCCGAUACCAUUUUAAUACGUUUUCAAUCGGAUGAGAGCACCUCCCUUAAAGGUUUUGCCAUCUCUUUCAUGGCCGUUGAACCCCCCGAUGAUGAUAAUGGUGAUGAUUUUAUGUCGGUUACUCCUUUUCCCGGUUACAUGAAAUCGGUGUAUUAUUCCUCCGAGUCUCAAAGUUCCGAGGAAGAAGAUGAUGAUCACUACAAAGACAAUAGAGGUUAUACACCCUAUCGAACAGCCAGUCAACGUUUUCGUUUAAAUUAAUUUGUAUUUCUUUGUAAAAUUUUUUUUGUUUAAGUUUAAUUUAUACAAAUUGCAGGUUUUAGUUUGUAAACUAUAUAAGUUAGGGGCGGGGAGGAGAGGAGUUAGCAUGGUUAAGUGCCAGUUCAUACAAAUUUUGUUAGUUUUUUGUUCUCUAA
This is a messenger RNA of Lucilia sericata (common green bottle fly), 3722 nucleotides long. RefSeq names its product dorsal-ventral patterning protein tolloid. The record is from RefSeq and is a predicted model, not a curated record. NCBI's taxonomy places the organism in Eukaryota, Metazoa, Arthropoda, Insecta, Diptera, Calliphoridae. Gene Ontology annotation, molecular function: metalloendopeptidase activity; calcium ion binding; zinc ion binding. Gene Ontology annotation, biological process: proteolysis. The transcript has 12 exons. Bases 1 to 3567 code for a protein of 1188 amino acids.